UCUCUCGGUCUCUCCUUGUCACCAAAAGAAAAGGAAACCAGUUCUGUGUCUCUGCUCUCGGCUCUCUGGUCUCUGCUGUGGUAUUCAAUGAUUUGGCUCCGUCCUACCACCCAUUUCGGCUGAUGCAAACUCAAUUAUUUUGUUCUAUCUUCCAUUCUCACCAACCUGUCCUCUCUUUCUCUUUUUCCAAAACUACUCUCUCUUCUCAAUUCUAUCACUUUCUUCUCUCCAAGAGCUGUAGGAUAUGGAGGGGGGGAGCAAUGAAGAAGGCCUUGUAACAAGCUCUCUUCUUGUCAAUCAAGAAAAUGCUUCUGAUAAGUUCUACUGCCUUGACCCAAAUGCUGUUGGCGGAGGCAGUGGAAGUGGUGACGGUGGUUCCUCCCCAGUCACAGCUGUUGUUAUUAUCAGCACAGCGGUGGCCGUCUGCGGCUCCUUCAACACUGGGUGUGCUGCUGCAUAUUCAUCACCUGCUAAGUCUGGACUCAUGGAGGAUCUGGGCCUCUCUGUGGCGGAGUACUCAGUUUUUGGUUCAAUAUGGACAGCUGGAGGAAUACUAGGUGCAAUAAUAAGUGGGAAGACAGCAGAUCUUAUUGGUAGGAGAGGUACAAUGUGGUUUGCUGAUAUAUUCUGCAUCAUGGGUUGGCUAUUAAUAGCAUUUGCCAAGGAUUAUUGGUGGCUUGACUUGGGAAGAUUAUCAAUGGGAUUUGGAGUCGGGCUUAUUUCAUAUGUUGCAGCUGUUUAUAUUUCAGAAAUAUCACCCAAGAGUCUUAGGGGAGGUUUUACAUCAGUUUCUUCGCUGAUGAUAUGCUGUGGCUUUUCACUAAUUUAUUUUCUUGGAACUGUCAUUUCCUGGCGUACCUUGGCCAUAAUUGGAGCUGUUCCAUGUACAUUACAGACCAUAGGUUUGUUCUUCAUUCCAGAGUCUCCAAGAUGGCUGGCAAAGGUUGGCAGAGAGAAAGAGUUAGAAGCUGCUCUGCAGAGGCUAAGGGGACAGAGAGCUAAUAUUUCUCAAGAAGCAGCAGACAUCAAAGAAUAUACAGAAACCUUUCAACAGUUGCCGAAAGCUACAAUUGUAGACUUGUUCCAGAGAAGAUAUGCUCAUUCACUUAUUGUUGGAGUUGGGUUGAUGGUGCUGGCACAAUUUUCAGGGGUCACUGCAGUUCAAUGCUUUGCGAGUUCCAUCUUGGAGUCAGCUGAUUUUUCAACUACAUUGGGGAGUAGAGCAAUAGCUAUUCUCCAGAUUCCAGCCACUGCUGUGGCUAUACUCCUAAUCGAUAAAUUGGGAAGGCGCCCACUUCUAAUGGUUUCUGCAGCUGGAAUGGGGUUGAGUAGUUUCCUUAUAGGAUUAUCAUUCUUAUUGCAGGACCUGAACCUGUGGAAAGAGAUCACUCCUAUUUUGGUGCUCAUCGGCCUAUUGACUUAUUCAGCAACAUAUUCAUUAGGCAUGGCAGGACUACCAUGGGUGAUCAUGGCAGAGAUAUACCCCAUAAACAUAAAGGGCGUAGCAGGCAGCCUAGUGACCCUCUCCAACUGGUUCUUUUCUUGGGUUGUGACAUACACUUUUAACUACAUAUUUGAUUGGAGCUCGACGGGAACAUUCUUCUUUUACUCUAUCAUAUCGGGUGCCACUGUUGUAUUCACUGCAAAGCUGGUACCAGAAACCAAGGGACGAAAGCUUGAAGAAAUACAGGCAUCAAUGACCCAAUCUCUCCUUUAAAAUAAACUUUUCAUGCUGUAUGGGAGUAAGAAUUGUAAUGGAGUUAAUUGUUUUGGCACAAGCCUGCUACCUCAAAACAUUGAUGUUGUGAGUUAGAUUGGUAUUUUAACAAGGUAUCAGAACUCUUAUAUAAGAUUGGUAUUUUGGAGAUUUUAA
Vitis vinifera (wine grape) is the source of this 1873-nucleotide messenger RNA. Its product is annotated as sugar transporter ERD6-like 5. NCBI's taxonomy places the organism in Eukaryota, Viridiplantae, Streptophyta, Magnoliopsida, Vitales, Vitaceae. Gene Ontology annotation, biological process: transmembrane transport; carbohydrate transport. The record is from RefSeq and is a predicted model, not a curated record. Bases 245 to 1717 code for a protein of 490 amino acids. Gene Ontology annotation, molecular function: sugar transmembrane transporter activity. The transcript is spliced from 18 exons. Gene Ontology annotation, cellular component: membrane.